AUGCACAACCCCAAGCACGCGGGCUCCCCCGUCCCCCAGACAUCGCUUUCUCCGCCGUCCUCGGCCACCGCAACCGCCAUUCCGCUGGCCACCUUCGCCUCACCGCAAGAUCCGCCGCCCCUGUCCGACAGCCCCCAGCAGCUCCGACACCACGACCCCCCGCUGCAUCCUCCGCACCGCUCCGGCGCCUUCACCAUGGAGGGUUCGUCGUCGAACCACUCCCGCCGCCGGAGCACCUCGCUCAUCGGCACCCAAGCCCUGGGCGUCGGCCGCUCCAACUCGCUGCGCUCGCAGCGCGGCCACCGGCGCGCCGUGUCCGAGCACAUCCCUGAGGCCCAAGAGGACAAGCACGACCUCGACCCCGAGCGCGACUCCAGCAGCCCGUCCGGCUACGAGGACACCGACGACGAUGACAUCACAGACGAGGAGGCUGCUCUCACCGGCAAGGACCGCCGGAAGCGCAGGAAGCACAAGCGUCGCAACACCAUGCUCGACAAUCGCGUCGCUGCCGACGUCACCAUUAGCGACGAGGAGGAGAAGGUUGCGAGCGCCGCUCUGUUCAAGUCUUCGCUCAUCAACGUCUGUCUGAUCGGCCUAUGGUACUUUUUCUCCAUAUCUAUCUCAAUCUACAACAAGUGGAUGUUCGCAAAAAGCGACGACAAAAACCAAAAUCUCAACUUCCCCUUUCCGCUCUUCACAACGUGUCUGCACAUGAUCGUGCAGUUCUCUCUCGCCUCUCUCGUUCUCUAUUUCCUCCCACAGCUCCGCCCGCGGCACGAUUCGCUCAGCGCGGAUGAAGGUCCGGCGGGCCGUUCGCCGCCGCAACGGCAGGAUAACGUGGAUCCAAAUAAGCCGCUCAUGACCAAGUGGUUUUAUAUAAGCAGGAUCGGGCCGUGUGGAGCGGCCACAGGCCUGGACAUUGGCCUGGGCAACAUGAGUCUCAAGUUCAUCUCGCUCACAUUCUUCACAAUGUGCAAGUCGUCCGUCCUUGGUUUUGUGCUCAUUUUUGCCUUUCUCUUCCGGCUGGAAAAGCCCUCGUGGAAGCUGGGCGGCAUCAUUCUCACAAUGACGGUUGGAGUGGUGAUGAUGGUCGCCGGCGAGACGGCUUUCAAUGCUCUCGGCUUCAUUCUCAUCAUGUCGUCCGCCCUUUCGUCCGGAUUCCGGUGGUCGCUGACUCAGAUCCUGCUCCUUCGGAACCCCGCGACAUCCAAUCCUUUUUCUUCCAUCUUCUUCCUUGCCCCUGUCAUGUUCAUCAGCCUGCUCGUCAUCGCAAUACCGGUCGAAGGAUUCGUCGAGCUUCUGGACGGGUUCAACAAACUCCGGGAUGUCAAGGGCACUCCGCUGAGUUGCUUGAUUUUGAUCUUCCCGGGAACACUUGCUUUCCUCAUGACGGCCUCGGAGUUCGCUCUGCUGAAGCGCACCAGUGUCGUCACUCUCAGCGUGUGUGGCAUUUUCAAAGAAAUCGUCACCAUCACGGCAGCGUCCAUCGUCUUUGAUGACAGACUCACUACCAUCAACCUGUCAGGCCUGAUCGUCACGAUCGGCAGUAUCGGGGCAUAUAACUGGAUGAAGUUCAAGAGGAUGCGGGAGGAGGCAAGGAUGGAGGCCCAUCUGCAGAAGGAGGACUAUCAGCCCGUGUUCAACUCGGAGCCCGCGGAAGAGGAGCGGAUUGGACGCCCCAGCACUAGCAACCUGAUCCGGAAUAGUCUGAGCAUCCAGCCCGUCUCGGACCGGGACCGGCUCUUGAUCAACGACAUGCCGCCACGGCAGAGCCCUGUCAAGAGACCGGAAGAUUUGGAUUAA
Diplodia corticola is the source of this 1803-nucleotide messenger RNA. Its product is annotated as triose-phosphate transporter. The record is from RefSeq and is a predicted model, not a curated record. NCBI's taxonomy places the organism in Eukaryota, Fungi, Ascomycota, Dothideomycetes, Botryosphaeriales, Botryosphaeriaceae. Gene Ontology annotation, cellular component: Golgi apparatus; endoplasmic reticulum-Golgi intermediate compartment; cis-Golgi network. The transcript has 4 exons. Gene Ontology annotation, molecular function: antiporter activity. The coding region runs from base 1 to 1803 and encodes 600 amino acids. Gene Ontology annotation, biological process: UDP-glucose transmembrane transport.